Molecule: messenger RNA, 396 nt
Organism: Strongylus vulgaris
Lineage: Eukaryota; Metazoa; Nematoda; Chromadorea; Rhabditida; Strongylidae
Source: the annotation of a GenBank genome assembly
AUGGCCGCUCAUAAAUAUCCCGAGAAAGCGAAUAUUGGAGAGGCCAUUCUGGAUACGUUGAAAGCACUAAUGAUGUUUUUGGAUCGAGACUCACUUGAGCAAUUGCCGCUUCUUCUUGCCAGUCAUAUUGGUAUUGUUCACUUACUCGCCGACGUAGUUCUACCAUUCGCGAUAGCCGAAGAUACAUUCAUCAAACUUUCAGUACCUGGUGUUCUUAUGCUCGUGAUCGCCAAAGGAACCUCUGAAUCUCGAGUGGCCGCUGCCAAUCUACUGCUGCAUUACUGGCCCUUCCCCAAUCCCUACAUUAUCCACAGGAAAACAAUACAGUACAAACCUGGCAACGAAUUACUUGCCAAUCCACAACUUGUUCCGAAAAAGGACCAAGGUUUGUUCUAA